This is a messenger RNA of Fibroporia radiculosa, 807 nucleotides long. RefSeq lists its product as uncharacterized. The record is from RefSeq and is a predicted model, not a curated record. Gene Ontology annotation, molecular function: ATP-dependent polydeoxyribonucleotide 5'-hydroxyl-kinase activity; double-stranded DNA binding; polynucleotide 3'-phosphatase activity. Bases 1 to 807 code for a protein of 268 amino acids. NCBI's taxonomy places the organism in Eukaryota, Fungi, Basidiomycota, Agaricomycetes, Polyporales, Fibroporiaceae. Gene Ontology annotation, biological process: DNA repair. The transcript is spliced from 5 exons.
AUGUCUACUACUUCACGGUCCUUGACAUCCCUACAUACAAUGCAAACGACAGAAUCACAGAUUGUCCUGAUUUUAGUGGGUCUGAUAGGCUCAGGAAAGUCGACCUUCGCGCAAGCACUUGAACAACAACUUCCCCAUUUCCGCCGAUGCAACCAAGAUGAUCUUGCCGGAGACAGGCGGAGGGUCGAAGUACUAGCGCGAGAGUCCCUCCGGGCAGGUCUCUCCGUGUGCAUUGACCGCACGAACUUUGAUCCACGGCAGCGUGCGACGUGGAUCAAUAUGGCAUAUGAGUUUCCUGGAACUCAGGUAUGGAUUCUUGUCUUCGACACUCCGUACGAGGUCUGUGCCCAGCGUUUGCAGGAGCGGAUCAAUCAUCCUACUAUCAAGACCCCCGAGCACGGUAGGUCCGUGCUCGAACGCUUCCACUCUCAAUAUCAAGCACCAUCUCCCUAUGAAGGCUACUCACGAUUGCUAAGUCUGCGUCCCUCUGAUCAUCCAUCGCCAGUCUACACGUACGACGAUAUAUCCGGCAUCUUGCAGCGCAUACAAGAUGCUCCUUCUCCGGCGUCGACGCCCGCAACCGGACCAAAGGGAAGAGGACAUCAUACUAGAGGUUAUCGCGGCCACCAGACACGCGGCCACGGUGACUAUCGCGGUUGCCGUGGUUCAGGCUCCAGGUUUGGCCGCAGCUCGCACAAUCCGUUGUACGGGUCAGACAGACCAGGUUUUGAACGACACGGGACGAGCUCAGGCUCGAGAGAGAAUUUCAAUAAUAGUCGGUCGGACUCGGAUUCUUGGAGGUCCUAA